This is a messenger RNA of Rubroshorea leprosula, 666 nucleotides long. The record is from the annotation of a GenBank genome assembly. NCBI's taxonomy places the organism in Eukaryota, Viridiplantae, Streptophyta, Magnoliopsida, Malvales, Dipterocarpaceae.
UAUCCUUCCUAAACAACCAAACGCAGAUAAAUCCCGUCAGAAAUAUUUCUCUCCUUCCGCUGCAGAUCCGAUCCAGAGAAAACACUAGACAGUCUGUGAGUUUUCUUGCAUCAGAGAUCAUUAUGGGUCGUGGUGUUAGCAGCGGUGGUGGGCAGAGCUCAUUGGGAUACCUUUUUGGUAGCGGUGAGUCUCCAAAGCCUUCCACGGAUGGUGGUGAAAGGCAACAACCUCCACCAAAGCCUACCCCCACCACCACUUCGCCACCAGCGGCAGAGGUCCCCAAGCAAACUCCUGCAGUCGUUCCAGCUAGCAAUGCAAACAACUACUUUCGUGCUGAUGGACAGAACUGCGGCAACUUCCUCACUGAUCGUCCCACAACCAAGGUUCAUGCAGCCCCUGGCGGUAGCUCCUCCUUGGAUUACCUCUUUGGUAGUGGAGGGAAGUGAAACCUCCUUAAGUAUGGGACUCAAGAUUUAAUAAUUUAUUAUAAUAUUUUAUAUGCUAUGCAACUUUCAGUAUGUAAUGCUGCACAAUUGUUGCUCAUGGUUGUAUUUGUGUUGGCAUUGUAAGGUGUUAAUCUCCUUUGUCGUAUAACUUUGAUCUUUGGAUUUGAAUGAAAGGGAGUUUGUUUUCUGCUUUGUAAUCCAAUGAAAUGAAAAAAAUUGC